Molecule: messenger RNA, 2415 nt
Organism: Oncorhynchus gorbuscha (pink salmon)
Lineage: Eukaryota; Metazoa; Chordata; Actinopteri; Salmoniformes; Salmonidae
Product: paralemmin-1-like
Exons: 8
Coding region: 190-1530 (446 amino acids)
Source: RefSeq, a predicted model, not a curated record
GUCACUCCCACAAACGAAUUCGUGUUUUCUUACAAACUUCCCAGCAGUUUUCAUACGCAAACGUUACACAUCGUAGAAGUGGAAAAUACAGUCAAAUCUGAUUGAAGAGUUCAUAACUUUUUGAACCAUAUCUUUCUGUGCGCUUGUUCUUACAUUCCAACUGCGAGCGAAAGUUACGCAAGACCCAACAUGGACGAGGCAGAGAAGUACCAGCAGAGAGUGCAGGCUAUAGAGGACAAGCGACGUAAGCAGCAGGAAGACGAGAAAGAAAGGAGAGAGAUGGAGGACGAGUGGCUGACGCAGGCCCAGCGCAAGCGGAAGUCCUUGAGGGACCAGUGGCUGAGCGAGAACCCCCAGCCUGUCCCUGGGCACAGCGCUGAGAACUACACAGAGGAGUUGCCAACUGAAGAGGAUAUAGUGGAGGUCAUUGAAUCCACAAGCUACACAGUCACCAAUGCCCAGAGCCACAGCCAGGCUGACAUUGAAGAGGGUGGGAUACAAGACAUCGUCAGAGCUGCUGGGGGUCAGGUCCCGGGGCCAGUAAUGGAGAGGGUUCUCCAUGAGAAUGGACUGGAAGGUCGAUCAGUGCUGGGGAUGGUUGCAGUGCAGGUGGAGAGGGAUUCAAAGACAGGGGUCACCAAGAUCAGGUCUGUGGUGCCCGUGUCUGGAGCACCCAGGGCCUUGGGGGAGACGGUGUUCAAUGACAGCAGGAAGAGCGUCCACCACGUCGGCGGGGCAGAGGGGCAGCCUUCUGCUGAGGAGCUGGGACAGCUCCUUAGUGUCAUCAACGAUGUCGGGAUGCAAGUGCUGCUGGAUGAGAUCCCAGUUGUACCACAACAGAAGGCAGAGGAGAAGAUAGAGGUUGGUGGUGGGAUGGAAGAGGAGGUGGACCCUGCUGCACCUACAACCCUGGGCUACACUGAGGAAGAAGUUGAGGUUGUGGGGCAUGAGGAUGAUGAGAUGGACGAGGAGAUAGAAAUAAGAGUGGUGGAAAUUGUGGAGGGGCCUAUCCGACCGACCGACCUGGGCUACAUUGAGGAAAAGGUUGAGGAUCUGGGCUAUAAGGAUGAUGAGAUGGACAAGGAGACAGGAGUAGGUCAGGUAGACCUUGUGGAGGGCACUGUCACGCUGACCUUCCUGGGCUACACUGAGGUAAAGUCAGAGAGGGAGGGUCUGGGCCAUGAGGAUGAUAGAGAGUUGGUGGAGGUGGAGAGGGUGAUCAUUUCUGACCCAGGUGAGGAGGAGAUUGUUCUUCAGUCUCCGGUUCUUGGGUCUGAGACUGAACCCUUCCUGGGCUACACUGAGCAAGAGGUUGAGGCUGUGGUGCAUGAGGAUGAUGAGGAGGACGUGAGUGGAUUGGUUGUCUUUGUGGAGGGCCCUGUCCCACCUGUCACCCUGGGCUACACUCAGGAAGAGGUUGAGGAUCUCGGACAUGAGGAUGAUCCCCCCAGACCAACCCCACGCUACAGAGCCGAGGAAACAGGAAAGAGGUCAUCCAAACACAAUACCAAGUGCUGCUCUAUCAUGUGAUUCUGCACAUGAUAGAGCAUCACCCCCCCCCCAUUCCUCUAAGCUGUGCCACUCAUGAUGAAUGGUCUGUAUGUGUGGCCUAAAUCUACAACAUUGUCUAAAUUGCACAGGAUGUGCUCCAGAGAAGCGUGUCUUUGCUCCUCAUCUAAAAUGUCACUGGUAUCCUCUGAGACUACAGUCCCACAUGGCUUGUGUCAUGGAGUGUUUACUGUUAUCCUCCUCUCUUCAAACAGCUCUGUGAACAGACUCCAGUGUGACUGUUACAAAGCCCUUCUGCCUCCUGCUGGACACAGUUCAGUAAUGCGACUAGGUUUUACUGCCAGAAUCCCAGCAGCACUCAUCUCACACUCCUCUGGAUUGGUUGUAUCAGCCCAAAACAAGUACUCCGCAUUAUGUCCUCUGGGAAUGAACCAAAGAUGAAGAAUACAACAACCACUGAUCUGUUUCUUUUUGGAAAUAGAUUUGUAAAUAUUCAUCUCAGAAAUGCCCGAUGUGCCUAUUUCAAUGGCAACUAACCCUUUUGUUCUCUACUUUAGAGUGUCCGCAUCACUAAUACAAAUGUUAUGGUUAUGAAUAUGAUAUUGUAUUCCGGCAGUGACCAAAACAGUCUGUUAAAGAAGGGUUGGUUGCCAUUACAUCUAUUCAGUGCGAUUUGUAUGUGUAAGUGUGUUUGGUAGUUGAAUUUUGAUUUAGCCAUGUCUGUUAAUUAAUCAAGGUGGAUUAAAAAAAACUGGAAUGUGUGUGAUUAUCAAAACACAAUAUAUUUCAUAUUCUUAAAAAUGUUGUUUGUCUCGUUCUUUCCUUUUGAUCAGCAGUAGCAACGUUCCUGUCAGGACGUUCAUGUAUAGGACUCUUUAUUGCAAAUGAGCUGUGGCAUACCAUUAA